This is a messenger RNA of Acaulospora morrowiae, 126 nucleotides long. Lineage: Eukaryota; Fungi; Glomeromycota; Glomeromycetes; Diversisporales; Acaulosporaceae. The record is from the annotation of a GenBank genome assembly.
CAAACUUUACAAGAAUCAUUGCAGACCUUCUCUUCAACUCAUUUUGUCCUUGAUAAAUUUGAGGAAUGUAUGACCAGUGAUCUUUUCAUUAUAGAGGAUUUUAAGAUUAUCUUUGUUGAGUUGUGA